Molecule: messenger RNA, 3827 nt
Organism: Culicoides brevitarsis
Lineage: Eukaryota; Metazoa; Arthropoda; Insecta; Diptera; Ceratopogonidae
Gene: ago
Product: F-box/WD repeat-containing protein 7
Exons: 6
Coding region: 582-3263 (893 amino acids)
Molecular function (GO): protein binding
Source: RefSeq, a predicted model, not a curated record
UGGGUGCAACACAACACAAGGGACACACAAAUUUCGAGAAAAGUCAUUUUCGACGCGUCUUUUUCGCAUUUUAAUCGUCGUAAAACGCAAAAAAAUCCCUCGCGUCUCGCCGCAAACCGAAAAACGUGUGAAAAAUUCAAUUGCGUAGUGCUUAAAAUUGAUGGCCAAAAAAUUUCAAUUUUUUUCCUUCGCUUCUGUGUGUGUAUUGUGUACGUGCAACAUAAAACAUAGUUAAAAAAAAAAAAAGAAAAAUGGGCAUCUCGAUUCACCCAUAAAGAACGAUUUUUUUGCUGGCUUUCAUUUUCCAAAACUUAUUUUUUAUACGGAAUAUUUUAAAUUUAAUCAAAUUCGGAGCAAAUUAGUCUGUAAGAGGUAGUUACGUGUAAGGAAACGCUUAAUUUUAAGGGAAUAAAUACGGGAAAUAUUUAGUGUAGCAACAGAAAAAACGCAGAUUUUUGGUUGUGUGUGUGUGGAAUUGAUGGAGAUUAUUGAUUUGUAGAAAAAAAAAGGAGGAACGAACAAAGGAUUCCUGAAUUUUUGAGUAAAAAUCGCUGAAAUUCGCAAGUUUGAGGGUAAAAUCAAUGGCGACGAGUCAUGAGGAUGUUUUCGAGUCUCGGAAUCACAACGACGGCGAAGAGUCUCUCGACUCGGCAAUCGCUACCAAAGACGGGAUCAUGAUCGUCGAAGAGGGAAGCGUCUCGGAGGAGAACGGGAACGAUGGCGCCAGCAGUAUUGAGGAAGAUCGCAUGGCGGACGACGACGAAGAUACCGCCGUCUCGCUCACGCCCACACUAAAUACUAAUAAUAACACAGAAAAUUGUAAUCAACAAAGACUGAACUUAGAUAUUUUAAGUACAAUAAGCAAUCAAUCGGAAAUUGAUGCACAAGAUGGAGAUCAAAACAUGGAGGAGGAGGAGCAGCAGCAGCAGCAAAUUGACGAAGAAGCUGCCACAGAUGCCGAUAACGAGGAAGACGACGACAAUAACACGAUAAUGCUGAGUCAGGGAACGUCUUGUAGAAUCUUGCCGCCGCCCGAUGUCACGCCAGCCUUAGAGAAAACGACAAAAUCCGUUGCCGUCAAUACCGAAACCACCAUCAGCAAGCCAAAUACGUCACAAAAUACAUCACCGAGCAGUGCACCGACCCCGUCAGCAUCACGUCAACCGAGUCGCAAUUCCGCCGAAUUUCCCGCAAGCAGCUCGAGUUCACUUUUCGAACGAGAAUCGUCCUCGAGUGCCACGGAUGACGCCCAAAACAUCACUGCCAACGCGGCAAAUGGCAACAAUAACGUUGCUGAAGCGCCCCUUGUCGACGACGAAGCCGUUUCUGUGCCAAUGGACAGUCAAGUUGUACCGCUUGUCGCAUGGGAGAACGAAGAAAUGCUCAACGAGGGCGAUUCAGAGGAAGAAGUUUGUACAUGUCAAAAUUAUACGGAAGACGAACAUUUUAGUAGUGAAGAUGAGUUGCCGUCGCGCGACGUGGAUUUAUCUGGAUACACCGCUUCCGAUCCCAUUUCCGAAGAAUUGUUGAACGAUCGCAUCACAGAAACGCCCAAAAAUCAUCGGAAACGUAAAAUUAACGAAUGUCGCUCGGCUUCGUCGGACAUUCACACUGCCGAAUUGGGUAUCGGGAUGCGAACUGGGAAACGUGUCGUGCUGGAAAAUCGAUUUUCGCCGCGGGCGUGCUUUACGCCGAGCACAAGUGCGUGUUCCGUCGUCACAACAACGCCAACGUCGACCGGUUCGUUUUACGGAGAGAAAAAGACUCCACGUUCUGUGAUUCCCACGAAGGAUAAUCCGCCGCCCGAGUUGUCCGAAUGGUUGUUGCAAUUCCAAAAAUGGAGCAAUGCCGAACGCCUUCUCGCCCUCGAUAGACUGAUCGAACAUUGUGAGCCCACGCAAGUGCGUCACGUCAUGAAAGUAAUUGAGCCGCAAUUUCAACGCGAUUUCAUCUCCUUGUUGCCGCGGGAGUUGGCGCUUCAAGUACUUUCGUAUCUCGGACCGAAAGAUCUUUUACGUGCGGCGCAAACGUGUCGCAGUUGGCGUUAUUUGGCGGAUGAUAAUCUCAUGUGGAAGGCAAAAUGCAAGGAAGUUGGCAUUUUAGACGAAAUAAAUGCCGAUAAUCGUCCCUUGAGACGCGGCAGAGUCGGAAAUAUGCCCGCGAUGGCGUCAAUUUGGAAAGCUUACUACAUGCGACACUACACGAUCGAGAUGAAUUGGCGCUCGAGACCCAUCCGAACCCCAAAAGUCUUGAAAGGACACGACGAUCACGUGAUCACUUGUUUACAAUUCUGCGGAAAUCGAAUUGUUUCCGGGUCGGAUGAUAAUACGCUUAAAGUUUGGUCUGCCGUGACGGGAAGAUGUCUCCGAACGCUCGUCGGGCACACGGGAGGCGUUUGGUCCUCGCAAAUGUCCGAUAAUAUCAUCAUUUCGGGCAGCACAGAUCGCACCCUCAAAGUGUGGGAUGCCAAUUCGGGCGCAUGUCUUCAUACGUUGUACGGGCAUACGUCGACUGUGCGGUGCAUGCAUCUCCAUGGGAACAAGGUUGUUUCGGGAUCAAGAGACGCAACGUUACGCGUUUGGGAUAUCAAUGAUGGUGCAUGUUUGCAUGUCCUCGUGGGGCAUUUGGCAGCUGUGCGUUGUGUGCAAUACGAUGGCAAGCUCGUUGUCUCCGGUGCCUAUGAUUAUAUGGUAAAAGUGUGGAAUCCCGAGCGUCAGGAGUGUUUGCACACGUUAUCUGGACACACAAAUCGCGUGUAUUCUCUUCAGUUUGAUGGAAUUCACAUCGUUUCUGGCUCACUUGAUACCUCAAUUCGUGUGUGGGAUGCGCAAACGGGCGAAUGCAAACACACCCUCAUGGGACAUCAGAGUCUCACGUCAGGCAUGGAGUUGCGUCAGAACAUCCUUGUCUCAGGAAAUGCCGAUUCAACUGUCAAAGUUUGGGAUAUUCUUACAGGACAGUGUUUACAAACGUUGUCAGGUCACAACAAACACCAAUCUGCUGUCACGUGUCUCCAAUUCAAUUCCAAAUUCGUCAUUACGAGCUCCGACGACGGCACCGUCAAAUUGUGGGACGUCAAAACGGGCGAAUUCAUCCGGAAUUUGGUGACAUUGGAUUCCGGCGGAUCUGGAGGCGUCGUAUGGCGCAUAAGGGCCAAUCAAACGAAACUCAUUUGCGCGGUCGGCUCACGCAACGGAACUGAAGAAACGAAAUUAAUGGUAUUGGACUUUGAUGUGGAAGGAGCAUGCAGUAAAUGCUCAUAGUGUUAGUAGUGAUUAAGGAAACGCAAAAAAAAAUUAAGAAAAACCACAAAAAAAAAUAUUACAAAAAAAUGCGGAUAAAUGUAACAAACAACAAAAAAAAAUAGGUUUUAGUAGAAAAAUUUGCCAUUUAAUUAUAAAUGAAAGAAAAAAUAGCUCAUCGUACAUUACAAAACAAAUAAUAAUAAUAAAUAAUACAAAAAUCAUCAACAUACCUGUCGCAGAGCGUGUCACGUCACGUCUCGUCUGCGCCUCUAACAAGCUAGAAUAUUAAAAUAAAAAAUAAAUAAUAAUUACCUCUUGCAAACAAAACAAAAAAAAAACUACAGUUGAUGAUACACAAAAAAAAAAUUAAGUGAUCUAAAAAAAAAAUCUUUAAAAAAAAAAUAAUUCUUAAAUAUUUCUCUAAUUUUAAAAAAUUUUCUUGUUGUUUAAAUUUCCUCCUUUUUUUGUUUUUAGAUAUAAUUUUUUCUUGUUAUUUUUUUACAACCUAGAAUAUUAAUUCGCUCUAUUUUUCCUCUAUAUAAUACUGUUACUAUGUUUUAGUUUUAUCGUUUUUUUUUAGAA